This is a messenger RNA of Entamoeba invadens IP1, 717 nucleotides long. RefSeq lists its product as hypothetical. The transcript has 2 exons. NCBI's taxonomy places the organism in Eukaryota, Evosea, Mastigamoebida, Endamoebidae. The record is from RefSeq and is a predicted model, not a curated record. The coding region runs from base 1 to 717 and encodes 238 amino acids.
AUGAGUAUCAGUCUUGUAGUUCUAUUUGUCAUCACAAACAAAACAUGUUCAAGUCUGCCACUCACUCGAACGUUGGACGUCUUUUUUGAAGGGACGUGGGUCAUAGCAGAUCCUUUAAAAGGUGCGAUGUAUCACAUUUCUAUUAAACCGAUCAAUGGGAUCAACGGGUAUAUUGCUAAGUUUAGUAAACCGCCUCCUUGUUUUUCACAGAACUAUAAACUAACAUUCAAUAACCUUCAUUUAAACAUCACAACACUGUCAAGUCAAUUCAUCACAGCUGUGCAUUUCGUGAACUUCAAAAACACCAUCGUUGGCAAAUCCGUGAUGAUCCUUUGUGGAAACGUCACAGAAUACACCGUCACACUAUUACGGUCAUCAACACCCACUAUAACUAUUUCGCAUCGAUCAACUGUUAAUAUCACUCGAGGGUAUUUGGUCGCUUCAAAACUCCUCACAGACUCUCCGACAGACACUUUCAUUCAAAGACACUUCCUUUUCAUUCUUGUCAUCCUUCUCUUUGGUUUGUUUUUCGUCGUUAUUUAUUCUUUUAAUUUAACUUUUUACUCUAUUCAGUCACUCGUUACCGCCAUUCACGGCUUGAAAGUUGAAUGUGUUGAAAUACAUGAAUUAGUAAUGUCACUUCUUCAACGACUGCUGCGCAAGUUUCCUCUCAACUGCUCUGAACGAGGCUUCUAUCACCUUCGUUUGCUCAUCUAA